CUGUAGUGUUAAGACAGUAAUAUCUUGUACUUGGUUAAUUAUUUUAUAAUUUCACAGUAACACAAAUGCUUUAUAGUUAAAGUCAGAUGAGUUGAAAUUUGAUAUUUCUCUCUUUAUCUGUUGAAGACACCUUUUUAGCUGCAUAAUUAAGAGACAGGUUUGUCACUACUUUAACUACAUAGAUAUAUAUGUAUAUGAAUUGAGAUGUAUUUAACAUCCAUUGCAUCAAGUCAAAAUAUGUUUUACACUGUACCAGCCUAACAGAACUACAAAUUUCUGUAUAAGCUGAGGUAGCAACAUGCCAUAUAGGUAUUGAGGCUGUUCCUUUGUAGGAGUAUCAUGUAUAAGUAUUCCUUUGUACACCUUCUAUACCAGAGCAUAAAGAGGGCCUUAGGACACAAUCUCUGCAGCAUCACAAUACUAAUAGAAUUCUUCCCUCAAACAAAAGAAGUGCUGCUGGCAACCUGUUGCAUUUCUCUGCUUUGUGGAUACUUCCUCUGAUGAUAAAGGAUAAAGCCAAAAAGAGAAAGAAGCACAAGAAGCACAGUAAAAAGAAGAAAAAGAAAGCUGCUGGCUCAAACUCGGAUUUGGAAUAGUAUUUAAAAAAACAAAAAAAGCAAGACUAUCAACAAAAGUGCAAUGACUGAAGGAAAUUGAAACUGUGAAAUGAUAACAAACUUUACCAAACUGCAUGAGUUUUCCUGUGUUCUAGAAAUAUUCCUAAUCUUUCAGUAGCCAGCCAGAUGCAGCUGUGCUGGGAAAGACCGUUGUUAUUGCCUGCUGCUUAAUACAUGAGGUACAACUUUGAUUAAAGUCCAGUAAGCAGUGUUAGAUGUUUGAAACAACGUUAAGAUGGUAGCUUAGUCCAGCUAAGAUGUAAAAUAUUGGGAAGUAAGAGUUAAACUUUUUAGAUACUGAAAGUAGUGUUUUAAAGCGUUAGUAAUAGCCUUUACUUGUAAAUCAGGACAAAUAAAAUCCCAAAUUCAUCUUGUAGGUUUAUAUUAUACUUAAAGAGUUACCAGCUGGUGGCUGCGAAUGGCAUUUAUGGAACGGGAAAUGAAUGACAACGUAUAAAAUGCUGCCUUUGUAGUAAUUGCCCCAUUACUGUCUUCAUGCUUAUGAGAAAGGGAAUGCUACCAUUUGGCUAACUGAAUAGGGUGCCUUUGCCUUGAUCCUUGCAAAUCUCUGCUAUUUUUAAUCCACGCAGCAUCUCUGAUUCUAGAGAGGCCAGAACUAUUGUCAGCAGACCUUUUCUGAAUAAGCAGUUCUGGGCUUCUGAGCAUGUGCUUCUGCAUUAAGCAAGAGCAAUGACAUUUUGCAGUGUAACUGACAUUCAAAGCCAGAAGACUUUACCUCUGCUUCUUUGAAAUAGCGAUAGAUCUGUGCUAGGAAAUGAGCAUAUUUCAUUUCAUUUCAUUUUGGUUUAGUCGAACACUUCUUGCAAACUCCGGUAGUUUUUUCUUUUCCCUUCACAUUAACUUUUGGAUCGCUGUGCAUGAUUUGUACCUUUAUUAAAUUAACAAAAUGCAGGUAAUCAUUCAUUGUAACCAGUUCUCUGGAUUAUGUUCCACAUGCAGAGUUUUGUGUACGUAUUUAGUUACUCUUACAGUUAAGUUCAUUGCUGUGUUGAAGUGCACACUUGCUGAAGAUAUUUAGCAUGUAAAAAGCAGGGUUUUGAUACCUUAACAGCUUCAUAUUGAAGCUGAUUUUACUCUAAGCAAGUUCAGUGGCAGACCUGUUACAUGACGCAUCUUGUUAGAUUAAGGAGAAAUAAACCACCAUACUGCCAGAAUCUCAUUAAAUAUGCUGUUUAAACAGUUUGUAUUUAUAUUUUUGUACUGGAGGGCUACAGAAUGUUGACCUAAAUCAUAAAGCUGUUUUAUUUUAAAUUAGUUGCUUUAGGAAUUGAAAAUAAGCUUUUAUAAAUUAAAUGUGCACGCAAGAAAACACAAGCAAUCGUUAGACUUCAGUUUUUACAUGAAAUUCUCAUUGUAUCUUCCAUUGAAGUACCCGUGGCUGCGCCUGCUUUAGCCUUUAACAACCGCCCAUCUGUCUGAGUGGUCAGCUAGAGAUUACAGGAACGAUCCGCCCCUUUUGCCACUGCACAGGUGCUAACUUCUAACUUACCUCUAACAUACCGAUGUUGGAAGUAUUUUAUUGCCAAGGAUUUCAAGACCUUUCAUAACUGAUCAUUAGUCUGCAGAUCAUAAAUAAAGACUGAGGGGAGAAAGACGAUUUGACGUUGUCGUUCUACAGUGACGUUGACUUUUCUGUUGAGUUCUUAGAAAAUAACACGUAUUGAGUUGCAGCGAUGUCCUAAAGUGCACUAAAGAGUUGGAUGGCAUAUUUUAUAUUGUUGGUUGAUGCUACUGAUCCUCAGCCCCGUUGUGUCAGUGAGGUUAAAUAAAGGCAGCGAGUAGUAGGGGUUGGGUUAGGUUGGGUUGGGUUGGGGGCUUUUGUGUUUUUGUUUUGAGUUGUGGCGUUGCAGUGUUGGUAACCAUUUGUAAUGAACCAUGUCGGAUGCUCUGCUCUGUGUGAUACCUUAGUUGACUUUUACACAACUACAUGCAACAGAAAGAAAGACAAAUGGGAACGAGGGCCGCAGUCUUCCACAGCCAUAGGCCUGUGUGUUGUUUUACUUGUCUCAAUAGAAGUGCUGUUGUUGUCAGCUGUGUGCUUCUCAAACACCUGCAGCGCUUUGUUCGUGGUGUAGCUAUUAAGGAGCUUUGUCAGUUCACAGCGAAGCCGCUUUCAUGUUGGCGAUGGAAUGUGUUUUGGUUUUCAAUACAUUAGACAACCACACGGAGUCUCCUCUUGUAUCUUCUUUUCCUCGUUAGAUAAUAACCGUGGUGCGCGUGUACAGAAGGGGCCGCCAGCUGCGGCUUCACGGGCCUGAGGCGGGGCGGACUGAGCUGCCCGCUGCACGCAGGGCCGCGUACCGUCACCAUGAGGGGCGGGCAGGGCCGGGCACCACCCCACCCGGGUAACCCGAGCAGCGGCGACGCGGCCGCCGCCAUGAGCAAGAAGCGGCUGCAGCAGCUGACGGAGUCGCUGAGGCGCUCGGCUAAGCACUUUAACAAAACUGAGGUGGGAUGCCUCAUCAGGCUCUUCGACGCGCUGGUGAGCGCGUCCUACAGCCGCUUCGCCGCCGUCGGCUUCGAUCGCAACAUGUUCCGCGACACCCUGCACAGCACCUUCGGCAUGACGGACGACGUGGUGAUGGACAGAGUGUUCCGCACCUUCGAUAAAAACAACGAUAACUGCAUCAGUGUGGUGGAGUGGGUGGAAGGCCUGUCGGUAUUUCUGCGGGGGACACUGGAAGAAAGGAUUAAAUAUUGUUUUGAGGUUUAUGACCUGAAUGGUGAUGGAUAUAUUUCGAGAGAGGAGAUGUUUCAAAUGCUGAAAAACAGCCUUAUCAAACCACCAUCAGAAGACGACGGUGAUGAGGGAAUUAAGGACUUGGUAGACAUAGUCCUUAAGAAAAUGGACCUUGACCAUGAUGGCAAACUUUCUUUUGCGGACUUUGAAGAAUCUGUGAAAAAUGAAAACCUUCUCUUAGAAGCUUUUGGACCAUGUUUGCCAGACUUAAAGAGCAGUACAGCAUUUGAAAAGAAAACCUUCCGGGAAAAGCAUGAACCGUAACUCCAACAACUGCAACGCUGCUCUAAGGAUCCUUCAUCAUCCCUCAGAAGACAGUAGGAAUAAAAGCAACACAAAGCAAUUGAUAUCUUAAGUUUCAAUAUUCCUUUACUGUACAAGCUAUGGAAUAAAUAGAAUUUGCUUUUAUUA
Messenger RNA from Coturnix japonica (Japanese quail), 3789 nucleotides. It is a transcript of the gene CLXN, whose product is annotated as calaxin. The record is from RefSeq and is a predicted model, not a curated record. NCBI's taxonomy places the organism in Eukaryota, Metazoa, Chordata, Aves, Galliformes, Phasianidae. Gene Ontology annotation, molecular function: calcium ion binding.